This is a messenger RNA of Seminavis robusta, 837 nucleotides long. The record is from the annotation of a GenBank genome assembly. NCBI's taxonomy places the organism in Eukaryota, Bacillariophyta, Bacillariophyceae, Naviculales, Naviculaceae.
AUGGCUUCUGAGAGUAUUUCUACUCGUAUUGGUACCAGUACUGUUGCUAGUACUGUUGCUGCUGCUGCCAAUACUGCUACUAAUGAUAAAGGUACUACCACUGCUAUCGAGUCUCCUCUUCUGUUUGCCGACGAUUUGAUUUUGGUCCAAGGCAUGCUACCUUAUGUUGGCGUUGGGCAGUACGCUUUUAUAGGAGCUGUGAACAAAAAGAUGAAUCAACUGUACAAAGAGUACUGCACAAUUGAACUCAAGGAAAAUCCAAAAAUCGUAAAAGAUUUCCCGUUGAUUCACCCGUUCAAUGGCAGUCGCUCUGCAGAAAUCACCGACACUUUUUGCAAUGAAACAUUCUGUAACCAGCAACGUGCAGAAUACUGGCUCAAGGAAAAUUCCAGCGACAAACAACCUAAUCAUGAUCAAGUUUGCAAUGUGAUUGCCAGAUAUGGAAAUAUUAUGGUCAUGAAAUGGGCACGGCAACAAGGAUUCGAUUGGCGUGAGCGGACGUGUGCUGGAGCAGCUAGAAAUGGACAUUUUGAAUUACUCCAAUGGUUAAGAGAGAAUGGUUGUCCAUGGAAUGGAGGGACAUGCUCCAAUGCUGCUGAAGGUGGCCACUUGGAAAUCCUAAAAUGGGCUCGUGAAAAUGAUUGUCCAUGGAGUACAAAUACAUGCUGGGCUGCUGCUGAAAAUGGCCAUUUGGAAAUUGUAAAGUGGGCUCAUGCAAAUGGUUGUCCAUGGAAUUAUCACACUUGUGCCGUUGCUGCUAGAAAUGGGCAUUUGGAAAUUGUAAAGUGGGCUCGUGAAAAUGUUGUCCAUGGAAUGACAACAUGUGCGUGCUGCUAA